Motacilla alba alba is the source of this 6824-nucleotide messenger RNA. RefSeq names its product dynein heavy chain 9, axonemal-like. Lineage: Eukaryota; Metazoa; Chordata; Aves; Passeriformes; Motacillidae. Gene Ontology annotation, molecular function: minus-end-directed microtubule motor activity; dynein intermediate chain binding; dynein light intermediate chain binding. Gene Ontology annotation, cellular component: dynein complex. Gene Ontology annotation, biological process: microtubule-based movement. Bases 287 to 6205 code for a protein of 1972 amino acids. The record is from RefSeq and is a predicted model, not a curated record. The transcript is spliced from 32 exons.
AGACAACGUAACAGUCAUUCCUUCCCUAAAAGGCUAAACCCCGAAGGCACCGGGGCAGGGGGGACUGAGGUGGGUGCUGUGCCCCCAGGCCUGCCUGGUGCCCACGGCAGAGACGGUUCGGCUGCGGUUCCUGGUGGCCAGGCUGCUGCAGCGCCGGCGCCCCGUGCUGCUGGUGGGCUCCGCUGGCACGGGCAAGUCUGUGCUGCUGGGGGACACGCUCUGCUCGCUGGACACCGACGUCUUCCUGGUCAAGAAGGUCCCCUUUAACUACUACACCACCUCUGCCAUGCUGCAAGGUGUGCUGGAGAAGCCUCUGGAGAAGAAGGCUGGCAGGAAUUACAGCCCCCCAGGCACCAAGAGGCUGGUGUACUUCAUGGACGACCUGAACAUGCCCCAGGUGGAUGCCUACGGGACCGUGCAGCCCCACACCCUGCUCAGGCAGCACCUGGACUAUGGCCACUGGUACGACAGGAGCAGGCUGUCCCUGAAGGAGAUCAGCAAUGUGCAGUACGUGUCCUGCAUGAACCCCACUGCAGGGAGCUUCACCAUCAACCCCCGGCUCCAGCGUCACUUCUGUGUCUUCGCCCUCUCCAACCCUGACCAGGACUCCUUGUCCAGGAUCUACAGCACCAUCUUGGAGCAGCACCUGGCCAGCGGGAACUUCUCCGAGGCUGUGCAAAGCUCAGUGCAGCAGCUCGUUGCCCUGGCCCUGGGGCUGCACCGGAAGGUGGCCGCCACCUUCCUGCCAACAGCUGUCAAGUUCCACUACGUUUUCAACCUCAGAGACUUCUCCAAUAUCUUCCAAGGCCUGCUGUUCUCUACCCCUGAAUGUCUGAAGCAGCCCCAGGACCUGGUGAAGCUCUACCUGCACGAGUCGAGCCGGGUGUACCGGGACAGGAUGGUUGAGGAAGCGGAUUGGGACACUUUUGAUAAAAUCCAGCGGGAGAUGGUGAAGAAGUGCUACGAUGACAUUGAGGACACUUUAGAGCAGGCCAAACACAUGAACAUUUAUUGCCAUUUUGCCAAAGGCCUCGGGGAACCUGGCUACAGGCCAGUUCCGAGCUGGGAGGAGCUGAACCAGAUCCUGGUGGAAGCCUUGGACAGCUACAACGAAGUCAACGCUGCCAUGGACCUGGUGCUGUUUGAGGAUGCCAUGAGCCACGUCUGCCGCAUCAGCCGCGUCCUGGAGGCGCCGCGGGGCAACGCGCUCCUGGUCGGCGUGGGAGGCACGGGCAAGCAGAGCCUGACCCGCCUGGCUGCCUUCCUCAGCUCCCUGGAGGUCUUCCAGAUCACCCUGAGGAAAGGCUACGGCGUCCCUGACCUCAAGGCAGACCUGGCAAACCUGUACCUGAAGGCCGGGCUGAAGAGCGUGGGCUCCGUGUUCCUGCUGAGCGACGCGCAGGUGGCGGACGAGCAGUUCCUGGUGCUGGUCAACGACUUCCUGGCAUCAGGGGAAAUCCCAGAUCUCUUCCCUGAUGAUGAAGUGGAAAACAUCAUCAGCAGUGUGAGGAAUGAAGUCAGGGCCCGGGGGCUGGUGGAUUCCAGGGAGAAUUGCUGGAGGUUUUUCAUCGAGCGAGUCCGACGGCUGCUGAAGGUCGCCCUGUGCCUGUCCCCCGUGGGCCCCAAGCUGCGCCUCCGCAGCCGCCGCUUCCCGGCGCUGGCCAGCGGCACCACCAUGGACUGCUUCCAGCCCUGGCCCCGGGAGGCCCUGGAGUCCGUCAGCCUCCGCUUCCUGCGGGGCAUGGACACCCUGCAGGAUUCAGUCAAGGAUUCAAUCAGCAAAUUCAUGGCCCAUGUCCACAUCAGUGUCAACGAGGUGUCCCGGCUGUACCUCAGCAACGAGCGCCGCUACAACUACACCACGCCCAAGUCCUUCCUGGAGCAAAUCAAACUCUACCAGAACCUGCUGCUGAGGAAGGACAAGGAUUUAAAGGCAAAAAUGGAGCGCCUGGAGAACGGCCUGGAGAAGCUCAAGAGCACUUCUGCACAGGUGGAUGAGCUGAAGGCCAAGCUGGCAGCCCAGGAGGUGGAGCUGAAGCAGAAGAACGAGGAUGCUGACAAGCUGAUCCAGGUGGUGGGAGUGGAGACGGAGAAGGUGAGCAGGAAGAAGGCGGUGGCCGACGAGGAGGAGCGGAAGGUGGCCCUCAUCGCCCAGGAGGUGGAGCAGAAGCAGAAGGACUGUGAGGAGGACCUGGCCAAGGCUGAGCCUGCCUUGGCAGCUGCCCAGGCUGCUCUCAACACCCUCAACAAGACCAAUCUGACGGAGCUGAGGUCCUUUGGGUCACCUCCUUCUGCUGUCAGCAACGUCACGGCGGCCGUGAUGGUGCUGACGGCCCCGGGAGGGAAGAUCCCCAAGGACAGGAGCUGGAAAGCAGCCAGAGUGGCCAUGGCAAGGGUAGACAGCUUCCUGGACUCCUUGAUCAAGUUCAACAAGGAGAACAUCCACGAGAACUGCCUCAAAGCCCUCCAGCCCUAUCUGCAAGACCCCAAGUUCAACCCCGAGUUCGUGGCCACCAAGUCGGCGGCGGCGGCCGGGCUGUGCUCGUGGGUGCUGAACAUCGAGCGCUUCCACCGCGUCUUCUGCGAGGUGCAGCCCAAGAGGCAGGCUCUGGACAGGGCCAACGCCGAGCUGGCAGCAGCCCAGGACAAGCUGGCCACUGUCAAGGCCAAAAUUGCCCGCCUCAACGAGAACCUGGGCAAGCUCACGGCCAGGUUUGAGAAGGCCACCUCAGACAAACUCAGGUGCCAGCAGGAAGCUGAAGCCACAGCCUGCACCAUCACCCUCGCCAACCGCCUGGUUGGGGGACUCGCCUCUGAAAAUGUGAGAUGGGCUGAGGCUGUGGAGGACUUCAAACAGCAGCAGAGCACCUUGUGUGGAGAUGUCCUGCUGGUCACAGCCUUUGUCUCCUACCUGGGCUACUUCACCAGGAAAUACCGCCAGGACCUCCUGGAUGGCAUCUGGAGGCCCUAUUUGGACCAACUAAAAGUGGCGGUGCCGGUGACGCCGCGGCUGGAGCCGCUGUGGGUGCUGGCGGACGAGGCGGCCGUGGCGGCGUGGCACAGCCGGGGCCUGCCGGCCGACCGCACGUCCUGCGAGAACGCCGCCAUCCUGGGCAGCUGCCUGCGCUGGCCCCUGCUCGUGGACCCGCAGCUGCAGGGCAGCAAGUGGAUCAAAAGCACCCACGGAGAAGGGCUCCGCGUCAUCCGAGCGGGGCAGAAAGGGUAUCUGGACACACUGGAACAAGCCCUGGCUGCUGGAGACCUGGUUUUGAUUGAGAACCUGGAGGAAUCCGUGGAUCCUGUGCUGGGGCCCUUACUGGGGCGAGAAACAAUCAAGAAAGGCAGGUACAUCAAGAUUGGGGACAAGGAGUGUGCCCUGCACCCUGCCUUCCGUCUGAUCCUGCACACCAAGCUGGCAAACCCCCACUUCCCUCCCGAGCUGCAGGCCCAGUGCACCCUCAUCGACUUCUCUGUCACCCGCGACGGCCUCGAGGAGCAGCUGCUGGCGGCCGUGGUGCGCCUGGAGAGACCCGACCUGGAGGAGCUGAAGUCAGAUCUCACAAAGCAACAGAACGGAUUCAAGAUCACCUUGAAAACGUUGGAGGACAAUUUGCUCUCUCGGCUGUCAUCAGCAUCUGGGAAUUUCCUGGGAGACACAGCGUUGGUGGAGAACCUGGAGAGCACUAAAAGGACAGCUGCAGAGAUUGUGGAGAAGGUGCAGGAGUUUAAGGUGACAGAAGGCAGGAUUAACGAGGCCAGGGAGCAGUACAGGCCCGCGGCCUGCCGCGCCGCCAUGCUCUACUUCACCAUGAACGAGCUGCACGCCAUCCACCCCAUGUACCAGUUCUCCCUGAAGGCAUUCCACGUGGUGUUCCAGAAGGCCAUGGAGAGGGCAGCCCCUGCUGAGAGCCUGGCAGGGCGGGUGCUGAGCCUCACGGACAGCAUCACCUUCUCCGUGUUCCAGUACACGGCCCGGGGGCUCUUCGAGAGGGACAAACUGACCUUCAGUGCCCAGCUCACCUUCCAGAUACUUCUGAUGAAUAAAGAAAUCGACCCAGCAGAACUGGAUUUCCUGCUCAGGUACCCAGCACAGCCCGGAGUCACGAGCCCUGUGGAGUUCCUGUCUGACCAGGCCUGGGGAGGAAUCAAGGCUCUCUCAUCCAUGGAGGAGUUCAGAAACCUGGAUCGGGACAUUGAAGGGUCUGCGAAACGCUGGAAGAAAUUCGUUGAGUGUGAGUGUCCCGAGAAGGAGAGGUUCCCCCAGGACUGGAAGAACAAGUCAGCGCUGCAGCGCCUGUGCAUCCUGCGAGCCCUGCGGCCCGACCGCGUGCCCUGCGCCGUCAGAGAUUUUGUAGAAGAAAAGCUGGGCAGCAAAUACGUGGUGGGGAGACCCCUGGAUUUUGCAACGACCUUUGAGGAAUCAGGGCCUGCCACCCCGAUGUUUUUUAUCCUGUCCCCAGGAGUGGACCCCCUGAAGGAUGUGGAGAAACAUGGGAAGAAGCUGGGCUACACCUUUAACCACAGGAACCUCCACAACGUCUCCCUUGGACAAGGCCAGGAGGUGGUGGCUGAACAAGCUCUGGAUGUGGCUGCAAAGGAGGGUCACUGGGUCAUCCUUCAGAACAUCCACCUGGUGGCCAAGUGGCUGAGCUCCCUGGAGAAGAGGCUGGAGCAGCUCAGCGAGGGCAGCCACCGGGACUUCCGCGUGUUCCUGAGCGCCGAGCCCGCGCCGUGCCCCGAGAGCCACAUCAUUCCCCAGGGCAUCCUGGAAAACUCCAUCAAAAUCACCAGCGAGGCGCCCACCGGGAUGCACGCCAACCUGCACAAGGCCCUGGACAACUUCAGCCAGGACACCCUGGAGAUGUGCAGCCAGGAGAAGGAGUUCAGGAGCAUCCUCUUUGCCCUGUGCUAUUUCCACGCGGUGGUGGCGGAACGGCGCAAGUUCGGCCCGCAGGGCUGGAACCGCCCGUACCCCUUCAGCACCGGGGACCUCACCAUCUCUGUCAACGUGCUCUACAACUACCUGCAGGCCAGCUCCAAGGUCCCCUACGAUGACCUGCGCUACCUCGUGGGUGAGAUCAUGUACGGAGGUCACAUCACGGAUGACUGGGACAGGCGGCUCUGCAAAACCUACCUGGAAGAGUUUAUUAAGCCAGAAAUGCUGGAGGGAGAGCUCUGCCUUGCUCCUGGAUUUCCUCUCCCAGGGAACAUGGAUUAUAACGGCUAUCACCAGUACAUAGACGAUGCCCUGCCUCCAGAGUCCCCCUACCUGUACGGCCUCCACCCCAACGCCGAGAUCGGGUUCCUGACGCAGCGCUCGGAGCGGCUCCUGCGCACCAUGCUGGAGCUGCAGCCCCGCGACAGCAGCGCGGGCCAGGGAGCUGCUGGCACCCAGGAGGAGAUGGUGCAAGCCCUCCUGGAGGAGAUGCUGGAGAAGCUCACGGAUGAGUUCAACAUGGCAGAGCUGAUGGCCAGGGUGGAGGAGAGGACUCCCUAUGCUGUGGUUGCCCUGCAGGAGUGCGAGCGCAUGAACGCCCUGACGGCCGAAAUGCGGCGCUCGCUGGCCGAGCUGGAGCUGGGCCUGAAGGGGGAACUGACCAUGACCAGCGACAUGGAGACCUUGCAGAACUCCCUCUUCUUGGGCACGGUGCCUGAGUCCUGGGUGAAGAGAUCUUACCCUUCCACGGCCAGCCUGGGCUCGUGGUUUGCUGACCUGCUGGCCCGCAUCAGCGAGCUGGAAGCCUGGACCAGGGACUUCUCCUUGCCCUCCACGCUGUGGCUCGGAGGGUUCUUCAACCCCCAGUCCAUCCUGACAGCCAUCAUGCAGACCACAGCCCGCAAGAACAGGUGGCCCCUGGACAAGAUGACGCUGCAGUGUGAUGUGACAAAGAAGAGCAGAGAGGAUUUUGCCAGUGCUCCUCGUGAGGGGGCCUAUGUGCACGGUCUGUUCAUGGAGGGAGCACGCUGGGAUGCUCAGGCCGGGGCAAUCACAGAGGCCAGGCUCAAGGAGCUCACCCCAGCCAUGCCUGUCGUGUUCCUCAAGGCCAUUCCUGAUGACAAGCAGGACACCCGGGGCCUGUACCCGUGUCCUGUGUACAAAACCCGCCAGAGAGGCCCAACCUACGUGUGGACUUUCAACCUCAAAACCAAGGAAAACCCGUCCAAGUGGGUGCUGGCUGGUGUGGCCUUGCUGCUGCAGACCUGAGGCACCAGCACAGCCCCUGGUCUGCAAAGCCCUCACAAUGUCACACCAUUUAAACAAGUCAAUGCUGAGCUUAACCCAAGUUCCAUCUCUCUGAUGGACUCCCAAGUUAUCUCUGUGUCCUGGGGAUGUGACCCAAGCAGGGCCUGCGAGGAGGUGACAGAGUGACACGGCCCAGGUUUGUGGCUGCUGUACAUCAAUAUCCUGUAAUUCCUACACUGCUGCACUGCAAGAUCCCAGAUAUACCACACCCAGAGAGUGCUAACCUUAAAUCUGCUUUUUAUUUCUGUUCGUGAUCCAAAGCAGUUUUAAAAUCAUCCAUCAGUAAAAUCAGUGGCCUUCUCCAAAACACUUAAACAGUCCAGUGACUUGUGAAAUUCUCCAGAAUCUCUUCCUUUCCCUCCGCGCAUGUUUCUUUGUGGUGUGUGUAAUAUUGGAAGCUGGGAGGUGAGCAGAUGUUGUGGUUAUCAGCUGUGUGUUGCUAACCCUCCUGUCAAUCUCAGAAACAUUGAAAAUAGUGUUAAUACCCAGUGUGCUCAAUGGAAUCAAUAGUGAAAGCACAGCACAGGGGUGAUUUAAGAGCAAUGUGUCAUGGUGAGAGAUACUAAUAAAUGUAAUUGUU